Molecule: messenger RNA, 1503 nt
Organism: Tigriopus californicus
Lineage: Eukaryota; Metazoa; Arthropoda; Copepoda; Harpacticoida; Harpacticidae
Product: histone-lysine N-methyltransferase SETD7-like
Exons: 1
Coding region: 1-1197 (398 amino acids)
Molecular function (GO): protein binding
Source: RefSeq, a predicted model, not a curated record
AUGGAUACCGAGGGAGUUAUAAAGCAAUGGCGUAAAUUACUGCCAAGACAUAGUGGAUUGAAGCAUGUGCUUGCUCUACAAGAGCGACAUCAGCAGCAUUUGGAUUGUUUAUUCGAUAUAGAUAACAGUGUUAUUGAGGUGGAUAUUAAGGAUUAUGAUGUUAAUUUUGAAGAUCUGGCGGCAAGCCCCAAUAAAUCCCUUGAACUUUUCCGAGCCAAAAACAAAGCACACCGCUUAGAAGGCUUCUUGAGGGACGGAGUUUUCAUCGGUAACACAUUGAAGACAUGGUCUAAUGGGUCUAAAGAAUUAUUUUUCAUGAAGAGUGGAGUCAAACACGGCUUCUCCGUUUCGUAUGAUAAGAAUCUGCGCUUAAAAUGGUUUGGCCUUUUUCGCAACGGACGACGGGAAGGAACUUGGUGGGAAUUCCUCGAGAAUGACUGUGGUUGUUUCGUUCACUAUUUUAAGGAUGAUCAGAGUGAAAAUCAGAAAAUAUUUUUAUACCCAAAUUACCGCAUUGGAUAUCAAGGGCACUUCGAAGGUCACAAUAUGAUGGAGGCUUAUUUAAUCCAGGUGACUGGCAUUGGGAUGGAUUCAGGUGUACUACUGCCCUUGGUCAAGACAACCUGCCCUGCCCCGGCCAAACUUUUGAAUGGAAUCAAUAUCGACCCCUUGGUUUCAGAUCCUCUCGAGUCUCAAAUGGUAGAGGUCAAUUUGUCUUCGAUACCUGGAGCAGAAGAAGGGCUCUUUGCUAAGAGGUCCUUUGAGCCCGGAGACCUUGUGGCUUACUUCAAUGGCAUUCGAAUUAAAGUGGACGAAGCCCAACCUUCCGAUUACGCUCUCUAUCUUGAAGAAGGUUGGAUUCUGGAUAUUCCUGAAGAUUUGAGAUCAUUAUCCAAGUACAAAGCUACCCUGGGACACAAGGUUUGUCACUCAUUCGAAGCCAAUGCAGAAUACUCACACGGGUUCCACCCAAAGUACGGAAACAUUCGGAUCAUUUUAGCCACCCUCAAAAUUACCAAAGGCCAGGAAAUCUUCUGCAACUAUAAGUAUUCCUGGGCCAAGUCACCAGAAUGGUACAAAGCCAGUUUGAUGGCUUAUCUACGCACCAAGGGAAAGUCCGAGGAAAAGAUAAAGCAAGUCAUCCUUAACUUGGAAUCGGACAAAACGCAGACCCGCCGCUAUGAUCAAGUUACAUGAAGAUAUUGAAUGGGGAAUUUACCUUUUUUCCUGAACGACGCCACUAAAGAGCCCUCCCUACCUCCACAACAUGUGUUGCACUUCUAGAUUCCUCUGAUCUAUUCACCACCACAUACAACGCAACUCCAGGCACGACGAAAAGACUCCAACAGGGUUUCCAAUAAAAUUGUGUAUCGCUAUUAUUUCGUGCAUUCAAUUUUACUCGAUAGAAAGGAUGGACGAGGACUCGUUCGAGAAUAAGAGACAGUUGACGGACUUUUUGUCAUACUCAUUCACGUAAAUGAAGAAAUCAGUUUUUGUCACUCA